Molecule: messenger RNA, 2548 nt
Organism: Oreochromis niloticus (Nile tilapia)
Lineage: Eukaryota; Metazoa; Chordata; Actinopteri; Cichliformes; Cichlidae
Gene: pola2
Product: polymerase (DNA directed), alpha 2
Exons: 18
Coding region: 267-2075 (602 amino acids)
Biological process (GO): DNA replication initiation; DNA replication
Cellular component (GO): alpha DNA polymerase:primase complex
Molecular function (GO): DNA binding
Source: RefSeq, a predicted model, not a curated record
UGACGCAUAUUCCGGCCGCCAACACGAACAGCGCUUUUUCGCGGUAAAAUGAAACAGGCAUCAGGUCGACCAUUAUUAUUUCGUUUGUACUGUCUAACAGCUAACCGCCUGUAGGUAGUAUUUAGAAGCCGUGUAGUUAAAAAAAAAAAAAACUAGGGUCAGCGGCAUUGUCGCGAAGUAAGAGUAAAGCUAACGUUAGCAGCUAUCAUCACAACAUUGGAGCUUUUCACGUUUUCCACAACGUAAUAACUGUAUAUCAUAAAACCAUGUCGCUAGUAACUACAGAGAGCUUAAAGGCUGAGCUGGAAAUAUUCGAUAUACCCUAUCAGGAUGAUUCCGUCCUCGACAAAAUGGUGGAGCAGUGUAUUUGUAACAGACUGCAGACAUCCGAGAUACUGCAUGAGUGGGUUGCCUAUAGCGCCACAAAACAAGGGGUGAAGCUCACCAUGGACACUCUGGAGCAGUUUGAACAUGAGGUUUUGAACAAGAAGAGCAAAUCCAGAAAAACCUCCCGGAAGGAAGAAGCAUCCAGUAGAAUGAGAGACAUUAGCAGGAUGGAUGAUUUAAUAAAAGCUGAGGAAGAGGAGGAGGAUCUCUUAGAUUCUUACUCUACUCCUGCUAAGGGCUCUCAGAAACGACCUCUGACGACACCAGAGCAUCCUCGUUCAAAGAGAACUGCAGCUCCGAUGGCCAGCCCGAGCAUACUGCUGUCUCCAGCCAGCUUCUCUCCCAAUGCGACACCCUCACAGAAGUACAGCCAGCGGGGAGGAAAGGGGGAGGUGGUGGUCACAUUUGGGGCUGUGCAGGGCACCCGUUGGGUGGGCAGGAAAGACCCAGGUGCAGGCGUCCAAGUUGAGAUAUUGGAAGGACCGGAAGAUUCCCUUAACAGCAGCUACAAAUACAUGUUCCAGAGGCUGCGAGAUGUUCGAAACGUGUUGACAGAGAAGAUUGAGGAGCUAGGAGAAGGACUCAGGACUCACUUCAGCAUUGAGGAGUUCUCCCCCGUCUCUCUGCCUGCCCAGGACAGUAUAACUGUGCUAGGACAGAUUUGCUGUGACAGUAACGGCAAACUGAAUGCACAGUCGGUUCUGCUAGAGGCCGGACCAGAACAAGGCGGUCAGCAAGUACCUGUUGACCUAUCGGAGCUUAAAGAGUAUUCUCUUUUUCCUGGUCAGGUGGUGGUGAUGGAGGGAAUGAACACUACAGGAAGAAAACUGGUGGCUUCCAAAUUCUAUGAGGCUGUUCCUCUGCCGUUCUACAGUUCUAACAUGAAAAUGGAGACAGAUGAAGAGCCACUGAAUGUACUGGUGGCCUGUGGACCGUACACUCCCUCUGACAGUCUGACCUUUGACCCCCUGCUGGACUUAAUCAAUGUUAUUGUCAGGGAUCGUCCUGAUGUCUGCCUGCUGCUGGGCCCAUUUGUGGAUUCCAAACAUGAACAGAUUGAGAAAGCCCAGGUGACUGAGACUUUUGAGAACAUUUUCAACAGAUGCAUUGAAAGCAUUGUGGAUGGGACCAGAAGUGUUGGCUGUCAGCUGGUGUUUGUGCCUUCUCAGAGAGACAUCCACCACCAUUUCAUCUACCCACAGCCUCCAUUCAGCCUGCCCCACAUCAACAAAGAACAGGCCCAGCGUGUCACCCUGGUCCCUGACCCCUGCACCCUGCUGAUUGACGGUGUGACUAUUGGCUUGACAUCAACUGACAUCCUCAUCCACAUGGGUCCAGAGGAAAUCAGCUGUGGAACCGGCUCAGACAAAUUCUCACGCAUACUGAAGCACAUGCUCACACAGCGAAGUUACUACCCACUGUAUCCGCCUGCGGACGAGGUAAAUAUGGAUUAUGAGAAGUUCCAGAGCUUCGGCCAAAUGCCGCUCACCCCCGACGUCCUUGUUGUUCCCUCUGAAAUGCGCUACUUUGUAAAGGACGUGGUUGGCUGUGUGUGUGUCAACCCUGGGCGGCUGACCAAAGGCCAGGUGGGCGGGACGUACGGGCGGCUGCUCAUCCAGCGCAGCCCUCAGUCAGAAGACGGGAAGAGGGAGAGCCCGUGUUUGACUGCUCAGGUGGUGAAAAUCUAACAAGAGUGCAGACUCUCACUUCUAAUUGUCACCAGAAGUGAGCUGGUUUAACCAGGACCAGCUGUGCUACAGGCAUGCUGAUGGAAAACCAUUUAAAAAAAAUUCUUUUGUAUAUUGGUUUAUUUUUAUACCUUGAAUAUGUUGAAGUGUACUGUGCUCAUAACUGAUGGAUUAUCAGUCAAAUACAGCAGCAAUAAUUUCUUUUUCAAUAAAUUAUUGUUGCCCUUUGUACAGCUUUUGUAACAUUGUCUCUUCCAAUUGAGUUUUAUUGUUGUUCAGAUGUUUUUUUUAUGUUCCUGUGCCUCUAACAGGAGGAAGUAACACGCUGAAAAAUCCGGUUGCUUUUGUAGCUCAAAUUGAAAAUAAUUUUGUUUGCAGGGAAGUCUGAGUAAUGUCUGUAUUCCAGUUUAAGAUUGUAACAUUCAAAAAUGCCUUUAAUUAAAACAAGAAAAAAUAAAACAGUUAUUAAAUAA